Molecule: messenger RNA, 1752 nt
Organism: Zingiber officinale
Lineage: Eukaryota; Viridiplantae; Streptophyta; Magnoliopsida; Zingiberales; Zingiberaceae
Exons: 1
Coding region: 216-1583 (455 amino acids)
Molecular function (GO): protein binding
Source: RefSeq, a predicted model, not a curated record
AUCAUACCAAUAUACGAUACGAUAUAUUCAAAAUAACGGGAGGCCCAGAUUUGUUAUUUUCGUUUCUUUUAAUAGUAAUAUUUGGUUCUUUAUUGCAAACGUAGGAUUUGCUCUAAGAUUCGUGCGGAGGGGAGGGGACUAUCGUCUUCGUCUACGGGUGAUUUAAAAAGUACUUAACUUUCCAAAGUAGUAAACAGAGCAAGCUCGGCGGACGCAUGGACGACGACGACGUAAACGGGGACGACGCCGGCGAAAUCUCAGCCGAGGAUCAUGAUGACUCCGAGACCGAUCUCUACUACUCCCGCAGCCGACGUAGCGCCGCCCUCGACCGCCUCCGCGCUCGCAUCAAGCUGCUCCACCGCCAGAUCAACAAGCCCCUGGCGGACAUCGUCCGCGACUGCGUCCUCUACCACCUUCCUGCCCGAUCCCUCCUCCGCCUCCGCGCCGUCGAUCCUUCCUGGGCCAGUUUCGUCUCCUCCCCCAUCUUCGCCCACACCCAAUCCCUAACCCACCGAUCCAUCUCUGGCGCCUUCUUCCGCCCCUGCCACGGCGCGGCCGCCACCUACGCCCACUUUCUCCCCGCCGCCGCUCACAUGAUCCCUGAACCCGUUCUCUCCUUCCUCCCCGACGCCUCCCACUGCUCCGUCCUAUUCUCUUCCCAUGGGCUCGUCCUCUUCUUCAAUCAAAUUUCGCUCACCUACUAUGUCUGCAACCCGAUCAACGCCGCCUGGAUCGCCGUCCCCUCCCCUCCCUGCGACCCCGGGCCGGAACCCCCUGCCGUCCUCGUAAUUUCCCCUAGCGUCUAUAACUUCCGCCCUGACUUCUCUAUCGUGAUCCCCUUCCGGAUCGGCGACGAUUGCGGCAUCAUCGGGUUCCAGACCUUCUCCUCGUCCGCCGGAGGAUGGUGGGUCUCCAACGAGACUUGCGCGGCGGAAUCUGUGUGCGCGGUUUCCGGCGUCGUCGCUGGCGGCGUGGUCUACUGGCGGACGACGAUGCUCACGGUAAUCAAAUACGAUCCGAAAAAGGACAGCGUUCGGAUGGUUCCCUGGCCAAUGGGACACCGGGCGAGCACGCUGUGGGAGAUCGGAGAAAUGGGCGGCGUCGGACGACUGUACUGCGUCGCCGUGACGUACGAUUCUGUGGAGGUCUACAAACUGCUAGGCGAGUUCGACGAGUGGGUAUGGAUAGAGUCCUUGUCCAUCAUCGAUGUCAGUUCUUAUGGCUCAGACGAUGAAGAUGAAGCGGCGGAAGAAGAGAAGAUGAAGGGGAACGAACUGUGGGAGGUGGAGCCAGACGGCAGAGUGGCGCUCAAGCAGCGGCCAUGGCCGCUGAGGUUCCAAGGAGCGAAGAUGGAAAUUCUGCUUUGGGCGGAGGGUAAUUUGGUGGCAGUCGACCUCGCGAGCAAGCAGGUGCGAACAGCGGCGGCUCCUGCCGGACCACCGGGGCACUACUAUGUGCCUCACGUCAGCACACUCGCCGCGGUUCCUUUCUUGGGAGACUUGGCAUGCUCAUCCUCCACCAUCGCGGCGGAGGGAGACGGACAGGGGCAGAGCCGGCGGCCUCCGAAGGCUCGUCGACAGUAGUCGGCUCCGGCGUGCCGAGUUGACUCACAAGUCUGGUAGAAAUUUCAAUAUUUUUCAGAAAUUGAGGGGGCAGAAUCAAAUAUUACAAUAUUGUAAAAAUAAAUUAUUCGAGUCUACUUAUUUUCUAUUUCUUAAUAAAAUUUAUAGAAUAUCCACUCCUUACUAUGAA